AUGGUUAAAAAUGCACUAAGUGACUUAAACAAAGAGGACGAGGUUUACAGAAGAGCCAAAAAAAUCAAAGUAUUAAUAAAUGUAAGAAAUAGUAAAAUAUUUAAAGUAUCAAGAUUCCAACAAAAACAAUUAAUUAUCCUCAUAAAAUCCCAGGAUUCAAAAUAUACGGCAAAAAAGAUAAUUAACAAAAAUGAAAUAGAAUUCAGAAAAUUAGUUGACCAUUUGGAAUGCGUCAGAGAGAGCCUAAAUAUUAAAAAUAUCUAG
Messenger RNA from Theileria annulata, 264 nucleotides. RefSeq lists its product as uncharacterized. NCBI's taxonomy places the organism in Eukaryota, Apicomplexa, Aconoidasida, Piroplasmida, Theileriidae. The transcript is spliced from 2 exons. The record is from RefSeq and is a predicted model, not a curated record. Bases 1 to 264 code for a protein of 87 amino acids.